AUGGGGAGCGGCCAGCUCCAUUAUUCUGUGCUAGAGGAAUCCCAGCAUGGUGCCUUUGUGGGCCGCAUCGCCCAGGAUCUGGGGCUGGAGGUGAGCGAGCUGGUGCCUCGGAUGUUCCGGAUGCUGUCCAAAGGAGAGGAGGGCUAUUUUGAGGUAAACCUGCAGAAUGGGAUCUUGUUUGUAAAUUCCCGGAUAGACAGGGAGGAGCUUUGUGUCAAGAAUGCAGACUGUAUUAUUCAUCUGGAGGUGAUUGUGGAGAAACCUCUGAGGUUCUUUCAUGUGGAGGUUGAAAUCAAAGACAUUAAUGACAAUGCUCCUAUCUUCUCUACCAGGGAACAGAUUCUGAGCAUAGCAGAAUUUGUAACAUUAGUUACACGAUUUCCAUUAGAAGGAGCCUCUGAUACAGAUAUUGGUACUAAUGCUCUAUUGACUUACAAGCUCAGUCCAAACAAACAUUUUGUUCUGGAUUCAGGAAAUGAUGAAGUUGAUAGCAAAUCUGUAGUACUCCUAUUGAAGGUGCCACUUGACAGAGAGGAGAGCCCUGUGCAUCAUUUAGUAUUGACAGCCACUGAUGGAGGUGAACCAAAACUCACAGGAACUGUUCAGCUCGUCAUCAAUGUGCUGGAUGUGAAUGACAACCCUCCUGUGUUUAAUCAAUCUAUUUAUAGGGUAAAGUUGCUAGAAAACACCGCCAGUGGGUCAUUAGUUAUUAAUCUGAAUGCAACAGAUUUAGAUGAAGGGCUUAAUGGGGAAAUCUCUUAUUUUUUUAGUAAUAGCCUAAAUCUAGACGUAACAAAGCUAUUUAGUAUCAAUUCUGAUACAGGUGAAAUCACAGUGAUUGGAAAAGCGGACUAUGAAGAAAGUAAUUUUCAUGAACUUCCAAUUCUGGCAAAAGAUAAAGGUAGUUUUCCAUUAUCAGGGCACUGUAAAGUUAUCAUUGAGGUUUUGGACAUGAAUGACAACAUUCCAGAAUUAUCUGUGAAUUCUCUCUCUGUGCCAUUGCCAGAGGAUUCCCCUCCAGGGACUGUGGUAGCCAUCAUGAGGGCUUCUGACAGGGAUUCUGGCAACAAUGGACAAAUAAACUGUUUCCUCAGGCCCACUGGAGUCCCCUUCCAACUCGAGUCCACAUUCAAGAACUACUACUCCCUAAUUGUUGCUGCAAUCCUAGAUCGAGAGCAGGUGGCUGAAUACAGGAUGGUUGUGACAGUGGAAGAUCAAGGUGUUCCACCACUGUCUUCCAGUCUCACCCUCUUAGUGCCUAUCAGCGAUAUAAAUGACAAUGCUCCAGCUUUCCCACAGCCCUCCUACACAGUCUUUGUGAAGGAGAACAAUCCCCCUGGUGCUCACAUCUUCACAGUAUCUGCCACAGACCCAGACAUCGCUGAGAAUGCUCUGAUCACCUACUGGAUAGAUGAGAACCUCUGGCCAUUGUCAAGCUACAUCUCUGUACAUUCGGAGAGUGGAAAGCUCUAUGCUUUGCAGUCCUUGGACUAUGAGGAGUUGAAACUGCUGGAGUUCCAGGUGAGAGCCAAGGAUGCCGGAAUGCCUUCCUUAUGUGGCAAUGCGACUGUUCAAGUCUUUGUGAUGGAUGAGAAUGACAAUGCACCUUCUGUAUCAAGGUCAUCAGAAGAGAACCUGAUUCUUCUAGCGGUCCCUGUGAUUCCUGGGCAUAUUGUAGGGAAGAUCCAUGCCUUGGAUGCAGAUUCUGGAUACAAUGCAUGGCUAAGCUAUGAACUGCUUGAAGAAAGCAAUGGUCCUUGGACUGUAGGGCAGUUUAGUGGUGAGGUGAGUACCAAAUAUUCUUGGGAUGAGUCAGAAGGAAGCAAAAUCCAGAGUGUGUUGGUUCUUGUGAAGGAUCAUGGGAUACCUCAACUCUCAGCUACAGCUACUCUGAGUGUGUCAUUGGUGACAAGUUUCCAGACCAUGAAAACAGCUGUUCACUUCCCCAAGUCUGGAGAGAGCUUCAUGCCUCCGGUGAACUCCAUGAACAUCUAUUUGAUCAUUGCCAUCUGCUCUGUUUCCAGCCUGUUCCUGCUGGCCAUUUUUGUUUAUAUGGCUCUACGAUGUCACUCCAAGGCAAAGGAAUCCAUGGUGUAUGGCCCUGGCAUGGCCACCCUUGUCUGUGCUAGUGAAGUAGGCAGCUGGUCCUAUUCCAAUCGCCACAGCCACAUCCUGGCAGGUGUGAGCACAGAGGCUGGUGCCAAGAGUGACCUUAUGAUUUUCAGUCCCAAUAUUCCUGUUUCUACAGAUAACGUGGACCAUAGAAAUCGGAGUGAACUGCUUCCAGACACAUCCAAAGAGUCCUCUGUACUGCCUCAUGCUAGGAAGUUGCUCCUGGGAGAAGAAGUGAAGAACACCAGUAGUUUAUUCCAAGGAUAUAAAUCCCAGCUAGGUCACCAAGGUGUGAAGUUAAUCCCAUUUGCCCAGCUAAACAAGAUAUUGAGAGAAAAAGAAAAGAGCUUGCUGGUGUUAUGCCCAUGUCUGCAAUUUACCUGGCUGAAGGGGCUGCUGCAGCUGCUUCUGCUCCACACCGCCUGGAAAAUGGGGAGCGGCCAGCUCCAUUAUUCUGUGCUGGAGGAAUCCCAGCAUGGUGCCUUUGUGGGCCGCAUCGCUCAGGAUCUGGGGUUGGAGGUGAGCGAGCUGGUGCCUCGGAUGUUCCGGAUGCUGUUCAAAGGAGAGGAGGACUAUUUUGAGGUAAACCUGCAGAAUGGGAUCUUGUUUGUAAAUUCCCGGAUAGACAGGGAGGAGCUGUGUGCCAGGAAUGCAGACUGUAUUGUUCAUCUGGAGGUGAUUGUGGAGAAACCUCUGAGGUUCUUCCAUGUGGAGGUUGAAAUCAAAGACAUUAAUGACAAUGCUCCCAUCUUCUCUGCCAGGGAACAGAUCCUGAGCAUGGCUGAACUCAUAACAUCUGGUACCCGAUUCCCAUUACAGAGAGCAUCUGAUGCAGAUAUUGGUACUAACGCUCUGUUAACCCACAGGCUCAGCCCUAACAAACAUUUUGUUCUGGAUUCAGGAAAUGAUGAAGAUGAGACUAAAUCUGUAGUACUUCUAUUGAAGGUUCCGCUUGACAGAGAGGAGAGCCCUGUGCAUCAUUUAGUAUUGACAGCCACUGAUGGGGGUGAACCAAAACUCACAGGAACUGUUCAGCUCGUCAUCAAUGUGCUGGAUGUGAAUGACAACCCUCCUGUGUUUAACCAAUCUGUUUAUAGGGUAAAGUUGCUAGAAAAUACAGCUAGUGGGUCAUUAGUUAUUAAUCUGAAUGCUACAGACUUAGAUGAUGGGAUCAAUAGGGAAAUGUCUUAUUUUUUUACGGAUAGCUUAGCUCUUCAUGUCACAAAGAUGUUUGAUAUAAAUUCUGAUUCUGGGGAAAUCAGAGUGAUUGGGAAAUUGGAUUAUGAAGAAAAUAAGUUCUAUGAACUUCCAAUUGUAGCAGAAGAUAAAGGCAGUUCUCCAUUAUCAGGGCACUGUAAAGUUAUCAUUGAAGUGUUGGACAUGAAUGACAACAUUCCAGAAUUAUCUGUGAAUUCUCUCUCUGUGCCAUUGCCAGAGGAUUCCCCUCCAGGGACUGUGGUAGCCAUCAUGAGGGCUUCUGACAGGGAUUCUGGCAACAAUGGAGAAAUAAGCUGUUUCCUCUGGCCCAUUGGAGUCCCCUUCCAACUUGAGUCCACAUUCAAGAACUACUAUUCCCUAAUUGUUGGUGCAAUCCUAGAUCGAGAGCAGGUGGCUAAAUACAGGAUGGUUGUGACAGUGGAAGAUCAAGGUGUUCCACCCCUGUCUUCCAGUCUCACCCUCUUAGUGCCUAUCAGCGACAUAAAUGACAAUGCUCCGGCUUUCCCACAGCCCUCCUACACAGUCUUUGUGAAGGAGAACAAUCCCCCUGGUGCUCAUAUCUUCACAGUAUCUGCCUCGGAUCCAGACGUAGCUGAGAAUGCUCUGAUCACCUACUGGAUAGAUGAGAACCUCUGGCCAUUGUCAAGCUACAUCUCUGUACAUUCGGAGAGUGGAAAGCUCUAUGCUUUGCAGUCCUUGGACUAUGAGGAGUUGAAACUGCUGGAGUUCCAGGUGAGAGCCAAGGAUGCCGGAAUGCCCUCCUUGUGUGGAAAUGUGACAGUUCAAGUCUUUGUGAUGGAUGAGAAUGACAAUGCCCCUGCUGUGUCAGGAUCAUCAGAAGUGAACCUGAUUCUUCUAGCGGUCCCUGUGAUUCCUGGGCAUAUUGUAGGCAAGAUCCAUGCAUUGGAUGCAGAUUCUGGAUAUAAUGCAUGGCUAAGAUAUGAACUAGUUGAAGAAAGUAGUGGUCUUUGGACUGUGGGGCAAUAUAGUGGUGAGGUGAGUACCAAAUAUUCUCUGGAUGAGUCAGAAGGAAGCAAAAUCCAGAGUGUGUUGGUUCUUGUGAAGGAUCAUGGGAAGCCUCAGCUCUCAGCCACAGCUACUUUGAGUGUGUCAUUGUUGACAAGUAUCCAGGGCAUCAAAAACUAUAAUCAACAUUCAAUUUCACGAGACAACUUCAUGCCCUUGGUGAACUCAAUUAAUGUCUAUCUGAUCAUUGCCAUCUGCUCUGUUUCCAGCAUGUUCCUCCUAGCCACUCUCAUUUAUAUGGCUCUGAAAUGCCACUGCAAGGCAAAGGAAACCAUGGUGUGUGGUCCUGGCAUGGCCACCCUGGUAUGUGCCAGUGAAGUAGGCAGCUGGUCCUAUUCCAAUCGCCAUAGCCACAUCCUGGCAGGUAUGAGCGCAGAUGCUGGUGCCAAGAGUGACCUUAUGAUUUUCAGUCCCAAUAUUCCUGUUUCUGCAGAUAACGUGGACCAUAGAAAUGGGAGUGAACUACUUCCAGACACAUCCAAAGAGGUAAGUUAUCCUAGAAAAAGAGAAGAGCUUGCUGGUGUUGUGCCUGUGUCUGCAAUGCCUACCUGGCUGAAGGGGCUGCUGCAGCUGCUUCUGCUCCACACCGCCUGGAAAAUGGGGAGCGGCCAGCUCCAUUAUUCUGUGCUGGAGGAAUCCCAGCAUGGUGCCUUUGUGGGCCGCAUCGCCCAGGAUCUGGGGUUGGAGCUGAGCGAGCUGGUGCCUCGGAUGUUCCGGAUGAUGUCCAAAGGAGAGAAAGGCUACUUUGAGGUAAACCUGCAGAAUGGGAUCUUGUUUGUAAAUUCCCGGAUAGACAGGGAGGAGCUGUGUGCCAAGAAUGCAGACUGUGUCCUUCAUCUGGAGGUGAUUGUGGAGAAACCUCUGAGGUUCUUCCAUGUGGAGGUUGAAAUCAAAGACAUUAACGACAAUGCUCCCGUCUUCUCUGCCAGGGAACAGAUCCUGAGCAUGGUUGAACUCAUAACAUCUGGUACCCGAUUCCCAUUAGAGAGAGCAUUUGAUGCAGAUAUUGGUACUAAUGCUCUGUUAACUUAUGACCUUAGCCCAAGCAACCAUUUUAUUCUUGAUACAGGAAAUGAUGAAGAUGAGAGUAAAUCUGUAGUACUUCUAUUGAAGGUGCCACUUGACAGAGAGGAGAGCCCUGUGCAUCAUUUAGUAUUGACAGCCACUGAUGGGGGUGAACCAAAACUCACAGGAACUGUUCAGCUAGUCAUCAAUGUGCUGGAUGUGAAUGACAACCCUCCUGUCUUUAACCAAUCUGUUUAUAGGGUAAAGUUGCUAGAAAAUACAGCUAGCGGGUCAUUAGUCAUUACUCUGAAUGCAACAGACUUAGAUGAGGGAAUUAAUAGAGAAAUUUAUUAUUAUUUUAGUAAUAGCCUACCUCAACAUGUCAGAAAUACGUUUAGUAUAAAUUCUGAUACUGGGGAAAUCAGAGUAGUUGGAAAGUUGGAUUAUGAAGAUAUUAAUUUCUAUGAACUUCCAGUUGUAGCAGAAGAUAAGGGUACUUUAUCUGGACAUUGUAAAAUUUUCAUUCAAGUGUUGGACAUGAAUGACAACAUUCCAGAAUUAUCUGUGAAUUCUCUCUCUGUGCCAUUGCCAGAGGAUUCCCCUCCAGGGACUGUGGUAGCCAUCAUCAGCGCUGCUGACAAGGAUUCUGCCAACAAUGGACAAAUAAACUGUUUCCUCUGGCCCAUUGGAAUACCCUUCAAACUUGAGUUCACAUUCAAGAAUUACUAUUCCCUGAUUAUUGAUGCACCACUAGAUCGAGAGCAGGUGACUGAGUACAAGAUGAUUGUGACAGUGGAAGAUCAAGGUGUUCCACCACUGUCUUCCAGUCUCACCCUCUUAGUACCUAUCAGUGACAUAAAUGACAAUGCUCCAGCUUUCCCACAGUCCUCCUACACAGUCUUUGUGAAGGAGAACAAUCCCCCUGGUGCUCACAUCUUCACAGUAUCUGCCUCGGACCCAGACAUAGCUGAGAAUGCUCUGAUCACUUACUGGAUAGAUGAGAAUCUCUGGCCAUUGUCAAGCUUCAUCUCUGUACAUUCGGAGAGUGGAAAGCUCUAUGCUUUGCAGUCCUUGGACUAUGAGGAGUUGAAACUGCUGGAGUUCCAGGUGAGAGCCAAGGAUGCUGGAAUGCCCUCCUUGUGUGGCAACACGACUGUUCAAGUCUUUGUGAUGGAUGAGAAUGACAAUGCACCUUCUGUAUCAAGAUCAUCAGAAGAGAACCUGAUUCUUCUAGUGGUCCCUGUGUUGCCUGGGCAUAUUGUAGGCAAGAUCCACGCCUUGGAUGCAGAUUCUGGAUACAAUGCAUGGCUAAGCUAUGAACUGUUUGAAGAAAGCAAUAGUCCAUGGACUGUAGGGCAGUUUAGUGGUGAGGUGAGUACCAAAUAUUCUCUGGAUGAGUCAGAAGUAAGCAAAAUCCAGAGUGUGUUGGUUCUUGUGAAGGAUCAUGGGAAGCCUCAGCUCUCAGCUACAGCGACCCUGAGUGUGUCAUUGGUGACAAAUUCCCAGGCCAUCAAGACAGAUAUUCAUGUCCACCAAUCAGGGGAGAGCUUUGUUCCCCUAGUGGACUCGAUCAAUGUCUAUCUGAUCAUUGCCAUCUGCUCAGUUUCCAGCCUCUUUUUGAUGGCUAUUCUCAUCUAUGUGGCCUUGCGAUGCCACUGCAAAGCAAAGGAAUCCAUGGUGUAUGGCCCUGGCAUGGCUGCCCUGUUUUGUACCAAUGAAGUGGGAAGUUGGUCCUAUUUCAAUCGCCACAGCCAUAUUCUGGCAGAAGUGAAUACAGAGGGUGGUGCCAAGAGUGACCUCAUGGUUUUCAGUCCCAACACUCCUGUUUUUGCAAAUAAUGGAGAACUUCAAAAUGUUACAGGACUGCCUCCAAAUGGAUCUAAAGAGCCAAAACCACCCAAUCCUGAUUGGCGUUAUUCUGCAUCUUUACGAGCUGGAAUACAAGGUGCUGUACACAUGGAAGAGACAGGAGGCCUGCGUGUUGGAUCUGGAGGACCCGAACAGCAGUGGCCAACAGUAUCCAGUGCAACAACAGAACCUGAAGCUGGUGAAGUAUCCCCUCCAGUGGGAGCUGGCGUGAACAGCAACAGCUGGACUUUCAAAUAUGGGCCCGGCAAUUCCAAGCAGCCAGGCCCAAGUGAGUUGCCAGACAAGUUCAUUAUCCCAGGAUCUCCUGCCAUCAUCUCCAUUCGUCAAGAUCCACCAAAUAGCCAAACUGAUAAAAGUGACUUUAUAACUUUUGGCAAGAAGGAAGAGACCAAGAAAAAAAAGAAAAAAAAGAAGGGAAACAAGGCUCAGGAUAAAAAAGAAAAGAUCAACAGCACUGCUGACAACAAUGAUCAGUGAGGGGUUUAUACUGAACAAUCGAUUUAGCCAAUUUUUGCAAUUUGGAAGAACUCUCCCAUGUAGCAACUCCCAACUUCUUCCUGUUAACUAAUUUCCUGUAUGUACAAGACUUCAAAAAAUCUGCAGGGAAUUCACAAUGUCUUUUGCUUGACAGGUUUUGUCUUGAAAGCUUUAUCACACCUGACAUUAACUAUUUUUAUCCACCCUGGCUUAUUUUCAGAUUAUAAAAAAAGCAGAUCUGUUUCUUUUCUCCUACUUUGGAAAAGAAACUUUUCACAACAUAGCCCAAGCAAAAUUGGAAUCUGUAACCCUAUCCUGAUGACAUAUAUGGAGGUGGAGAGGUAAACAGUUUUGUUAUUGUGCACCCUGUAGCUGAUUGAAAACUCCUGUGCACUGAUGGCUGGCUAGGUGAUGCAAGGUCAGGUUAAUAUGAUGCAAAAGCACUCGCAAAACAUGAACAAAUUAAGUUACUUGUUAAAUUAAUGUGCCCGGGGAUCUAAGUUAAAUUUGUGAUUAUUUUGUAUUCCAUCAGAUGUAUCCAUGUAUGUUUUGAGUGCAAGCUUUUCUAUAUUUUGUAUACACACUCCAGCAAAAAAACAAAACAAGUUUAACUCAGACAACUCAUAUGAGAAACCAUGAAGUAUGUCUGCUUCCAAGCCAUUGACCAUAUUGCCACAAUAAGGCCUUUGAUCUCCUAGCAAGGAUGUCCCUCAGGGAACGUCUGCAUGGCAACCUCCCAUAUCCUUGACUCACUACCGUAGAGCUAAACAAGGUGUGUGGAAAAUCUCCCCUUGGGGGAAAAAAACACAAGUAACUUUGGAGAGUGGAGAUUCCUUAUUCAAAUCUUGUGUGCAGCUGUGUGGAUAGAAGUGUCUACAAUCCAGAUAAGUGAAUGGCCCUCUGGGGACAUUGUCCAAGGCUGUUAGGAAACCACCAUGCUGACAAGCUCUCAAAGUUUAACAAAGGAAUUAAGGGCUGACAUCUCAGGAAUGUAAAUGACUGUGAUGUUUCCUUUAUGUCCUUGUUUCCACUCUAUUUAACAUUCCUUUGCACAUAGCAACUCUGAAAAUAUCAGAGUAUUUCCAUAAAACAUAUGCAAAAAUAUAGAAGGAAGUAGUCUUAUCCAUGCUAUUAGUGAUUUAAUAUUUUAUAAAGGGAGAAUAACUGUAAAUGAAAAAAAUAUAAUGUCCUUUACCCCCAAACCGAAGUAAAUUUACAGCCAUUAGAAAAUAUAAUUGCUGCUAAUAAAGUGCUUUAGAAAAAAUGCCUGAAACACUGUAUUAUAUCUGCCAAUCACCGCUUUAUUAUAUCAGGUCACUAGAUUGGGAAUGGGGACUGCCUCUUGCAUGCAUUAAAGAAAUAAAAGAUUUUCUUGCUCUCAUUUUGCUUUCCUUAUUCUGCACUUUGAGUACACUCCUUUUGUAAUAAUAAUAAUCAGGGGAAGUGGAAAUAAAUUCUUUCUCACCAAGCAACUUUACUAAUCUGCUAGCUCUGUUGCGUGUCUUGAUGUAUUUGCCUACAUGAUCUUCUUGGGUUUAGUUUCUCUAAGAUUUUAUGAAUUUCUGACCCUUCAAAUUAUUGCUUAUUAUGUAAAAUUAAAGUACUGUAAGUAUGCAACAUGCUCUUAUAAGUAUCCUAAAAUAUUUGUUCUGUGCUUAUGUAUGUGAAUGUCAAUGCAACUAUUAUCUAGUGUGGACAUUAAGCUUUAGUAGUUGAAUGUAAAUCUGCUAUUAUUUUUUGUACAUUUGUGAACAAGUGGAGUUGCGUUAAUAUUUUUAAGCACUGUUAGUAACCAGUUUUUGUGUAUGAUUUGAAACACAAGUAAAAUACCUUUCUUAAAUCAAGAAAUCAGUAAUUUGCAGGGUAUUAUUUUGAGGUCAGAUAUGAACUGUGACUAAACAGUAAACUAAACAGCAAAGAAAAUAAAUUUCCUGGAUAUUAUAUGCUGCACACAAAGCUGCCUAAAAAUCCACAAGGAAGGCAAGAAUACUCUA
This is a messenger RNA of Pseudonaja textilis, 9701 nucleotides long. The record is from RefSeq and is a predicted model, not a curated record. Lineage: Eukaryota; Metazoa; Chordata; Lepidosauria; Squamata; Elapidae.